Molecule: messenger RNA, 528 nt
Organism: Malassezia globosa CBS 7966
Lineage: Eukaryota; Fungi; Basidiomycota; Malasseziomycetes; Malasseziales; Malasseziaceae
Exons: 2
Coding region: 1-528 (175 amino acids)
Cellular component (GO): nucleus
Molecular function (GO): nucleic acid binding
Source: RefSeq, a predicted model, not a curated record
AUGGCUGAUGAUGGACAUACAACGCUGACGCUUCCGCCCAUGGGCAAGCGCGAACGCGCUGUGGUGCACAAUAUGGCAGGUGCAUAUUCGCUGAAAUCCAAGAGCCAAGGAAAAGGAGACAAACGCUUCCCAAUACUAUUGAAAACAUCGCGCUCAGGAACAAACAUGGAUUAUUCACGCAUUGCACGGCUUUCUCGUACACCAUUCCGUAUUGGUGAACGAGAAUUAGAUGCACACCCUGGCCUUAGUUCUGGUGGAGGCGUAAGAAUGAUGAUGAUGGGCCAAAAGCACAAAGAGGGCACACAUGUCGGAAAAGGAGCGAAACAAAUUAGUGAGGAUAAUAUCGGCCACCGGCUCUUGCGCUCUAUGGGUUGGCUGUCAGGACAGGGUAUUGGGCAGAAUGGUGGGCGCACGGAGCCUGUGCUCGCCACUGUAAAAAUGUCCCGUAGCGGCUUGGCUGCCUACUUGAAUCGAAAGAUGCUCUUGGUACACGAACGAACAGCAAACAUUUCAUAUAAACAUGACUAA